This is a messenger RNA of Cryptomeria japonica (Japanese cedar), 1421 nucleotides long. RefSeq names its product protein METABOLIC NETWORK MODULATOR 1. Lineage: Eukaryota; Viridiplantae; Streptophyta; Pinopsida; Cupressales; Cupressaceae. The record is from RefSeq and is a predicted model, not a curated record. The coding region runs from base 495 to 1130 and encodes 211 amino acids. The transcript is spliced from 4 exons.
AAUGCACUUUUCUUACCUUACAAAAAUAUUCGGAACUGCUGCGGGUUCCUUUACCUCGAUUAUUGGGAAAUUUUAUCUUGGGCUGAGUAAGAGAGUUGGGAGAAAGGGAAUCUAAAGUUUUCUACGGUCAAAAGGGCAGAGGAGGAAGGCGGUACGGACUUCAUUUCAGUUGCAGUGCAGAGAGACAGAUGAAGAUUGGGUAUUAUCAAAUUUGCUGUUGAAGCUGUGUCUCCUAAUUUAGCCUAGAGAUGGCUUUAGAAUUAUGUCAAUCGACCAACAUUUUCUUUCAUUGAGUCCACCCUGAUAGAGGGAUUCGAUGUGGGUGUCUGUUGGCUGUCAAGUGUAUGGUGAGCUGAGGGGGGAAAAAUCUUGGGCCACAAUAGAGACAGAUGAGAGUGGCUACAUGAUUUUUUUGACAAUACAGCUUACUACCAACAACCUAUAUGUGCAAAACCUUAAUUGCUGGUGACAGAACAAUUUUCUAGAGCUCAGUUAUGGAGGGAAAUGCUGAUCAUACUGCUGUUGCAAGUGGGCCAUCUGUUAAAAAGAAACGGGGACGACCAAGAAAGUCUGAGACUGUUCUGCUUCCAGGAGAAAUUACAGCACUUGGAGUUAUGCCAUCUUCUGAAAGCAAACCCAAGAAAGCCAGACUUUCAGACACUAACAGCUCACAUUUUGGUUGUGGAAAUGGUUCAUUGGUAGGACAACCUGUCCAUGGUGUACUUGAUGGCUCAUUUGAUGCAGGCUAUCUCAUUAGUGUGAGAGUUGGAGAUACUGAUGCAGUUCUGCGAGGAGUGGUAUUUGGACCAGGUCUAUCAAUCCCUCCAUCAAAACUAACAGAUGUUGCUCCAAAAAUAAAAAGUGCGAAGAAAGAAUUAAAUACACCCCUCUCUCCAUUAUACUCACCUCCAGCAGCAACACCAAUGGCCUUAUCAGAAGUCUAUGAACCUUUACGUGGAACGGAUUACACCCCUACAGAAUCUGAAGCUGCACCUGAGAAUGGGUUACAACACCAACAAAAUCAUAUGAGCUCAAAAAUUCAAGUUCAACAGGUGCAUGGAGCUAUUUUGGAACCAAUUUAUGUUUCAGCGAAUAACCAAGUUGAAUCUUCAGGAGAAGGUGUUCCAUGACAAUAUUUGGUAUACAGCAGAGGCAAAAGCAUUGCAUAAUUCUUGCUUGCAUUUAUUAUGGACUGCAAGCAUGGCUAAAGAUGAAGUCUUACAUACAAUAUCUUUCACUUGCAUCGCAAGUUGCUCCACAUUUAAAUGAUUUUCUGGUUCUGUAUAUCUUGCCAAUUCAACUAUUGUUCCUGCAUCGAUUUGCAGACUUCUUUUUAGAACGUUAAAUGUGAUUCUCUAAGUUCAAAGGACUAAUAAUUAAUUGCAGAAGCAAAGGUCUGUGGUGAUUGUAUUCUGUUUCAA